AUGUCAUCAAGCCAAGCCUCUUUGGAUUCGAAUGUAGUUCACCAACCCUUUCUUAACCUCAUCGUGCACGGUCAAGCUUCCUCAAAACCACCACAACAUCCCGUACAUACAACAGCCUCACGUGUGAUUGGAUCCUCUUCUUCUGCUCAUUCUUCCAUGUCGAUCAACACCACAACAGCAACCAGUACUCAAAACGAUGACGAAGAAGAAGUUGCAGAUGCAUCGUCUCAGAAAUUACAGAAAACGGCCAAUACGAAUCAUUCCAAUGACAUUCAACAACCGUUUUAUAAUCCAAAUUUUGAUCAUAUUGAUAUUGCAACGUAUUACAAUAGUAGUAGCAGCAAUCAUCAUGAUGCUCUUGUUGGAAAUGAUUUUUCUCAUGCAUAUUCAAUCAACAAGAUGAAUCAUUUCAAUCACGAAGAACAAGGUCAUGAUCCUCAUGAAGAUACACAUCACGUGGAUCCUCAUCAGAAUCAUCAUGCUCCUAUUAAAGUUCCAACACGAAUCUCGAGACGAAAUUUAGUGAUUGGAUUUUUCGUAUUUAUCAUUUUGCACACAUUGGUCAUGUUGUUAGCAUUGGGAUUGUUUUUGGGAUUGUAUGUGGGUGGUGAGAGUUCCAACUCGGGUGGAAAUACGAAUGUGAUUGGAAAUUCUACAAUGCAUGAAAUUAUUUCAGUGACGAAUUGGAGAGCUGUUUGA
Naegleria lovaniensis is the source of this 699-nucleotide messenger RNA. RefSeq lists its product as uncharacterized. Lineage: Eukaryota; Heterolobosea; Eutetramitea; Acrasida; Naegleriidae. Bases 1 to 699 code for a protein of 232 amino acids. The transcript has a single exon. The record is from RefSeq and is a predicted model, not a curated record.